This is a messenger RNA of Miniopterus natalensis, 4925 nucleotides long. The record is from RefSeq and is a predicted model, not a curated record. NCBI's taxonomy places the organism in Eukaryota, Metazoa, Chordata, Mammalia, Chiroptera, Miniopteridae.
AAUGAAGAGCUUCGAAACUUGUCCCUCUCUGGCCAUGUUGGAUUUGACAGUCUUCCUGACCAGCUGGUCAACAAGUCGACCUCUCAAGGGUUCUGUUUCAACAUCCUGUGUGUUGGUGAGACGGGCAUCGGAAAAUCCACGUUAAUGGACACUUUAUUCAAUACCAAAUUUGAAAGCGACCCAGCUACUCACAAUGAACCAGGCGUCCGGUUAAAAGCCAGAAGUUACGAGCUUCAGGAAAGCAACGUCCGGCUGAAGUUAACCAUCGUGGACACCGUGGGAUUUGGAGACCAGAUCAAUAAAGAUGACAGCUACAAGCCGAUAGUGGAAUAUAUCGAUGCCCAGUUUGAGGCCUACUUGCAAGAGGAAUUGAAGAUCAAACGUUCUCUCUUCAACUACCACGACACCAGGAUCCACGCGUGCCUCUACUUCAUUGCCCCUACUGGACACUCACUGAAGUCCCUGGACCUGGUCACCAUGAAGAAGCUGGACAGUAAGGUGAACAUCAUUCCAAUAAUUGCAAAAGCUGACACCAUCGCCAAGAACGAGUUGCACAAAUUCAAGAGUAAGAUCAUGAGCGAACUCGUCAGCAAUGGAGUCCAGAUAUAUCAGUUCCCCACAGAUGAAGAAACGGUGGCAGAGAUUAAUGCAACAAUGAGCGUCCACCUGCCGUUUGCGGUGGUCGGCAGCACCGAAGAGGUGAAGAUCGGCAACAAGACAGCCAAGGCCAGGCAGUACCCGUGGGGAGUGGUGCAGGUUGAGAACGAAAACCACUGUGAUUUUGUGAAGCUCCGGGAGAUGCUGAUCCGCGUGAACAUGGAGGACUUGCGGGAACAGACUCACACCCGCCACUACGAGUUGUACCGACGCUGUAAGCUUGAGGAGAUGGGGUUCAAGGACACCGACCCUGACAGCAAGCCCUUCAGUCUUCAGGAGACGUACGAAGCCAAAAGGAAUGAGUUUUUGGGAGAACUUCAGAAGAAAGAAGAAGAGAUGAGACAGAUGUUUGUAAUGAGAGUGAAGGAGAAAGAAGCUGAACUUAAAGAGGCUGAGAAGGAGCUCCACGAGAAGUUCGACCUCCUGAAGCGGACGCACCAGGAAGAGAAGAAGAAGGUGGAGGACAAGAAGAAGGAGCUGGAGGAGGAGGUGAGCAGCUUCCAGAAGAAGAAGGCGGCGGCCCAGCUGCUGCAGACGCAGGCCCAGCAGGCGGGCGCCCAGCCUAAGAAGGACAAAGACAAGAAAAAUGCAAGCUUCACAUAAAGCCUGGCAAGCCAAGGAUGGUCCCGCAUUCACCUGCUUUUGCAGUAAUAUUGUAUCUCUGCCAUCUGUGUCUUUUUUUUUUUUUUUUUACCUUUCCCCAGACACCAAUAACUCUUAACUCAUUUUGCUAAACGUUGUUGGGUGCUGGAAAGUGAUAGAACACGGGCAUAACAGCAAAAGCUCUGUGCAGCUGGACUUUGUCUCUGGAAAGUAAAUGAGUUGCCUUUCGUGCCUGUUCUGAGUGGCGGCAGGGAGCAUGCCUGCUGCUUGUAUGUUGCUUUGGACUGAGGGAAGGAGGGUAACUUGCUACAUGUUCGUCUGACAGGAAAACUCACCGCCUCAGCAGCCGAACCAUACACCUGAAUAUCCAUGACAGCUCACUUUCCUUAAUUAUUCAUCUCCAUGAUGGCAAAGGCCCUGAACUCACUCUGUCUCUUCUCCGCACCUGCCCCAAACCCAAGGUAGUUUUGCACGUAGACAGACCAGGGGGUAAGCUGUAUAUGACUUUGAAACGUGCAUGAAUCGCUCAUUAUAACAACAGUAUUUGGUCUGGGUUGUGGGUCUGUUCAGACUGACUGUCUCUGCUCAUGGCUUUAAAAAUCUCUCAAAUUCUGGCCAAGUUGAACUGUAAUAAAACGAUGCUAUCUGCGAGAGUAUCAAGGUUGCACUGAGAAAAGCAAACAUAAUCAUAGUUUCACAAUCAGUGUCUCAAAAGUCGGACAAUGCAACAUUGCUUCAUAGGAGCACCUGCUAAGGGUAGCUGCUUAGAAUUAGCAGCCUUUCCUAAACACACCCGCAUCCGCUCUCAGUGGGCUGGGAUAUCGGUACUUCCAAUAAUCAUGAGAAGAGAUUUUUCAGAAAUCCUUCAAAUAAGACGUGAUAUAAAUUGUGUAUCAUCUGCAGCAGCACCUUGAGGGUGUCCUGUCAAUUUCAGGUGACCUGGGAGGGAGCAUAACACAAAGACAGUGGAAAUUCAGCUGCACGUCAAGCCUCCUUGCAUAGUGUCCUUUCGAUAUUUGGGAAUAAAGGGAAGAAAAAAUACAGCAGCUGGUCUUUCGAAUCUAGUUGUCUUGAAGGAAUUUCUUCACCUUUCCCCUCACAACUAGGUCACCUCCCUCUUUAUGUCCAUGGCCCGUCACCCCAUCAGUGAAGAUUAGGACUAACCCAUAUGCCAGGACACAGACCGCACCCGCAUUUGUAUGGAAAAGGGCACGUGUAAUCUCUUUUCCAGGCUGUUCCUCUGUAAGGCUUAUCCUUUCAUCUUUUUUCCUCUCUGAUAACAAGAUCCUCCCAGCCUUCCCUCUAACUCUGUAGUCUCCUGUUUCUUACAUGAAAGAAUAACAUUUCUCACAAACCUGAGACUUUAUUUACUUCUGCAUCUUCCCUCUGGAAUUACUAGUCAUACGUAAGGUAAAUAGGAUAGAGUGCCCUGUACCUCCCGACAUACACAUUUUUAAAAUGAGUAAGUCUGUAGCUGAUUCCGAUAGAUUGCUUUUCCCUUCUUGGGCCUGAGCCGUACUCUUAGGGGACAGUGCUCUGCCGUCAGCGGAUGUGGCUUCAUUAGGCAGAGGAAGAAAUCCGCCUCCUUGAAGCCCAAACGAAGCUGGGACAGAAACUGCAAACUGGGAGCGGCCAGAGUGGUGCAGAGACAGGUCUGAGAGGCACUGGGCCCGGGUUGCGUCCCUGCUGUUUUUAACGCUUGAGUGCGCUGCCCGGCGCGGGGCCCGCGGUCGCCGCAUGCUUCCUCUGCGGCCCGGCCGGCUCGCGCGUGCGGUGUUGCAUGCCUGUGUGAGCGUCUGUCUGUGUAACGGAAAAUGCACUCGAAAUUCUAAAAAUGCAUCACUUUACAGUCACUUUCAGUGCAUCACUAAAGCCUCUUUAAAUGAGCCUCGCCGUGGAAGGCAUCCAGCUGACUUUGAUUCCAAGAUUAGUGAUUGAUUUUUUCCCCCAUUAGAUUUUUCACAGUAAAAUAUAUCAUGUGGAGAGUCAGAGAAUAAAAAGUGCAAAGAAAUAUGUAGACUAUAGCAGCUUUUUUUUUAAUGCGUUGCUUCUGAACCUCUUCCUGCCCCUGCUCCCUGGCCCUGUUUCGUUCGUUAUUGCUCUCCUUCUUUCUGUAUCUGUGCCUUUUUCCACAGUAGUCCUUGGCUCUGCACGGAGUAAAUGAUUCCCUCCAAUCUAAUUGGAUGUGCUUUCGCCUUUGCAUGUAAGUACGGUAGGAAGAAAUUUUUGAGAUUUUUCUGACUAGAGAAACAUGGGAUAAAUGGAUUUUUUUUUUUUCUUUUUGGAGGGGGGUAGGGAGGUAAUGGUUUGAGUAGCUUUUGGUUUAAAAAAAACCCCAAAAUAUAUUUAAAAUGGCCACUUUUAUAUCUUUUUCACAAGAAACACAUAAAUUCAGUUUUUCUUUGAUAUCAAUAUGGAAGUCAGAAAUGACGAGCCCCAGUCUGUGUUUGCACAGCGUGGUGGGUGUCAUCGGAUGUUACGGAGGGCUCUGGGUUUGAUGUGAAUGUAGAACGAGAAACUACUACCGUCCACUGGAGAAAAUCAAGAGGAAUCGUUGUUUAUGCUACGCUGCCUCUGUGACUGCUUAAUUUUUUGUGAUCUUGCUUUAAUGGCUUUGCCCCUGUGCUAACUGCUGGCAGUGAUCACCUCUUUCUUUAAGCCAGACAGCUCUAACUCCCCUCCCCACAUCUUUUGUUCAACCGCAAUGGCCUACUUUUUGCUUCUUCUGGACUUUAGCUACCCGUCAUAGUUGUACAUGCAGUGGAAUGUGACGGAAAGACAUUUAUGAGAAUUUAUUGGAAGUUCAGAGACGAUGUUUUCCAGCUUAGGCUUUUUAUUAAUUGGUCAAGGUUUUGUCUAGAAGGGGCAUCUCAAACGGGGGCAUGUUUAACGUAAAGCUGGGCACAGGUUACUUUAAUCUUCCUCCUCUGCUUUGCAGUCUCACCAGCAAUAAAAAUAACUUAUCCUUCAUAUCAUGUCAAACAAAUAGACUUGGUUUCCUCACUUUCUUGACAUAUCCAUGUGUUUCACAUACAAACAGCUUAAUCAGGUUUUUCAGCUGUUGCCAACCCAUGUCAUACCGUCUCUGUGUGGUCCUACCAACACUGUCCAUUCAGACCCCUUUGCUUUUCCAUUUGCAAAUGUUUGAAAUUGUCAAGUCUCAGCUUCCAGAAGUCUUGGUUCCAUUGACAGAAUACGUAUAUAUGACUCCUGAGUGGAAAUUAUGACCUACAAAGUCUAGACUGUAUGUAGGUAUGAAGGGAAUUUUUUAAAUAAAUUGAAAAUUAAGCUGUGAACAGCAUUAGAACUUUGUCUAUUUCUUAAUUUUUAAAUAUGCUGAUAUGCCUUAAACUAUAGUUGUAGAUCAUUGUCAUUUUGCUGUUUGAAAAUAACCAAUGUGUUUCUAAAACUGUUGUGUAAUCUACUUUCGGUGUUAAUGCAAAAUUGUCAUAUAUGUAAGCUGCAUGUUAGACUUGUCUUUUUUUAAAAACUAAAAUAACUGUAUUGAUGUGAAGCAUAUCAUUUUCUCAAGUAUGAAGGUAAUCACUUAGCAGACGUGCUCAGUCACGUGGUGCCUGUCACGGUAGGAGAGGGCUGGACAGGUAACCUAUGCGUAUAUCACUAGUGCCAAGACAUUAAGUGGGGGAAAUAUAUUUUUACCCAAA